Molecule: messenger RNA, 3526 nt
Organism: Pistacia vera
Lineage: Eukaryota; Viridiplantae; Streptophyta; Magnoliopsida; Sapindales; Anacardiaceae
Product: FT-interacting protein 3-like
Exons: 2
Coding region: 294-3314 (1006 amino acids)
Source: RefSeq, a predicted model, not a curated record
ACUCGUUUUUCAUGACUCCUGUUUUAAUCUCUCAUUUCUCAGCACCUUCCCAGAAACCUUCGUAGCCUUUCAUUUCAUUUUCUCUGUACUUAGUUUAAAUCUUUAUUCUCUUUUCCGUUAUCUAUCUCUCUUUCUCUGGUCAUAAUAACCUCAAGUCGCUUCAAUAUUUUUCAUAAUCCAAUACCAUCUGCAAACUCUGCAAAGUGUUAGAGACUGUACAGAGGUGUUACUUAACAAUUCUUGAAAUCAACUACUUUCUUUUCCUUCAGUAGCUCCUCAAUUGAUAAACUCCCAUGAGUAAUCUGAAGCUAGGGGUAGAGGUUGUGAGCGCCCAUGACCUCGUGCCCAAGGAUGGACAGGGCUCGGCCAAUCCCUUUGUAGAGCUCCAUUUUGAUGGUCAGAAAUUCCGCACCACCGUUAAAGAGAAAGAUCUCAAUCCUGUUUGGAAUGAAAGUUUCUACUUCAACAUCUCCAAUCCAAACCACUUAUCAAACCUCACUCUUGAUGCCUAUAUAUAUCACCAAAAUAAAACAACAAACCCCAAAGCCUGUCUUGGAAAGGUUCGUCUUACUGGAACAUCAUUUGUACCCUAUUCCGAUGCUGUUGUUUUGCACUAUCCUCUGGAGAAACGCGCCAUUUUGUCUCGUGUAAAAGGAGAGCUUGGUUUGAAAGUUUUUGUGACUGAUGACCCCUCAAUCAAAUCUUCUAACCCGCUUCCUGCAAUGGAAUCCACUCUGCAUACAGAUUCAAGAUCAACUGAACCUCAAGCACCAUCACGGCUUCCAUUCUCAGUCCGAAACAUUUUUUCUAAUGACAAAAGACACACAUUUCAACAUCUUCCAAACCCGAAUGUAUCGCAGCAACAGCAACAUCAACAUUCUGCCCCACCAGCAACACAGCCCACGAUGAAUUAUGGGGUUCAGGAGAUGAGAUCUGAACCACAGGCUCCUAGAAUUAUGAACACGUUCCCUGGGUUAUCAUCACAACCGACUGAUUAUGCACUUAAAGAAACGAGCCCUUUCCUUGGAGGUGGGCGAAUUGUUGGAGGGCGAGUUAUACGUGGUGAUAGACCAGCUAGCACCUAUGAUCUUGUUGAGCAGAUGGGAUACCUUUUUAUACGUGUUGUGAAAGCCCGUGACCUUCCUUCAAUGGAUGUGACAGGGAGCCUUGAUCCAUUUGUUGAAAUAAAGGCCGGGAACUACAAGGCAAAGACAAAGUAUUUUGAGAAGAAGCAAAACCCGGAAUGGAAUGAGGUGUUUGCCUUUGCACGGGACAGGUUGCCGUCAUCUGUGCUGGAAGUUGCCGUCAAGGAUAAGGAUACGCUAAUGGAUGACUUUGUUGGGCGUGUACGGUUUGAUCUGAAUGAGGUUCCUACACGAGUUCCACCUGAUAGUCCAUUGGCUCCGGAAUGGUAUCGCCUUGAAGACAAGAAAGGAGAGAAAACAAAAGGGGAACUAAUGCUUGCUGUCUGGUAUGGUACACAAGCUGAUGAAGCUUUUCCUGAUGCUUGGCAUUCAGAUGCUAUUACUCCAACCGACAGUUCUUCAAAUGUCUCCACUCAUAUCCGUUCAAAAGUUUAUCACUCUCCAAGACUGUGGUAUGUCCGUGUCAGUGUGAUUGAAGCACAGGACCUUGUAGUUUCUGAAAAGAAUAGGUUUCCUGAUGCCUAUGUUAAAGUUCAAAUUGGUAACCAGAUUUUAAAGACAAAAUCUAUGCAAUCGCGGACUAUGAAUCCAGUCUGGAAUGAGGAUUUGAUGUUUGUUGCUGCUGAACCUUUUGAAGAUCCUCUGAUUCUUUCAGUUGAAGAUCGUGUGGGUUCCAACAAAGAUGAGACCAUUGGGAAGGUUGUUAUACCAUUGAACACUGUUGAGAAGCGUGCUGAUGAUAGAGCUAUUCGCUCACGGUGGUGCAAUAUUGAAAAGUCCAUGUCAGCUGCCAUGGAUGAAGAUCAGAAAAAGAAAUAUAAGUUUGCUAGUAGACUCCAUGUUUGCGUGUGUCUUGAUGGAGGAUACCAUGUCCUCGAUGAGUCAACUCAUUACAGCAGUGAUCUCCGACCAACGGCCAAGCAGCUCUGGAAACCAUCUAUAGGUGUCCUGGAACUUGGAAUUCUAAAUGCUAAUGGGCUCCACCCAAUGAAAACCAGAGAAGGAAAGGGUACAUCAGAUACAUAUUGUGUUGCAAAGUAUGGACACAAAUGGGUUCGUACACGAACCAUAAUUGACAGCUUGAGUCCAAGAUACAAUGAACAGUAUACUUGGGAAGUUUUUGAUACUGCCACGGUUCUUACCGUGGGGGUUUUUGAUAGCUGCCACGUUGGUUCAAAUGGUCACAAAGACAUGAAAAUUGGUAAGGUUCGGAUUAGGAUCUCCACUCUUGAAACUGGUCGUGUUUAUACACACACUUACCCGCUUCUAGUUCUCCAUCCCUCUGGUGUCAAGAAGAUGGGUGAAUUGCAUCUGGCUAUACGAUUUUCAUCCACAUCAUUCACGCACAUGAUGUAUCUUUACUCACGACCUCUGUUGCCAAAGAUGCACUAUGUAAGGCCACUGAGUGUAAUGCAGCAGGAUAUGCUGCGUCACCAAGCUGUCAACAUUGUGGCAGCUCGACUUAGCAGGUCAGAACCUCCUUUAAAAAAGGAAGUAGUUGAAUACAUGUCUGAUGUGGAUUCUCACCUAUGGAGCAUGAGGCGCAGCAAGGCAAAUUUUUUCCGUCUGAUGACAGUUUUCUCAGGGUUAAUUGCUGUUGGAAAAUGGUUUGGGGAAGUUUGCAAGUGGAGAAAUCCUAUCACCACAGUGCUAGUACAUGUUCUGUUUACGAUGCUUGUGUUCUUCCCAGAAAUGAUUUUGCCUACUGUGUUUCUGUACAUGUUUCUGAUUGGGCUUUGGAAUUAUCGUAUUCGACCAAGAUAUCCUCCUCACAUGAACACAAGAAUUUCUUAUGCGGAAGCAGUGCACCCAGAUGAGCUAGAUGAGGAAUUUGAUACAUUUCCAACAACACGAAGUCCAGAUAUAGUUCGGAUGAGGUAUGACAGGCUGAGGAGUGUGGCUGGGAAGAUACAGACAGUGGUUGGUGAUGUGGCUACUCAAGGAGAGCGGUUUCAGGCAUUGUUGAGUUGGCGUGAUCCUCGUGCAACAACCAUAUUUCUGUUAUUCUGUCUGUUGGUUGCAAUUGUGUUGUAUGUGACACCUUUCCAGGUGUUUGCUCUUCUAGCCGGGUUUUAUGUGAUGAGGCAUCCCAGGAUCAGGCAUAAGACACCCUCUGCACCUAUUAAUUUCUUCCGACGCCUUCCAUCAAGAACAGAUAGUAUGUUGUGAAAUGUGAAUGGGUUUAUAGGGGUCUUCUUGCAAAGUGUCUCUUGCCAAUUAGUCAAGUUUCAGUCAUUGGCACUUUCUUGUAAAGUUCUGGUGUAAGCUUCUUGUGUUUUUGGUUUAGUCAUCGUGGAAGUUGGGACUUAUGUAAACAGUUAUGCAUAACCUAGAAAUCAAAGGUUAAUUUAUAUAAAUCUGGUGUUCUAUAGCAAAAUCAA